Messenger RNA from Sycon ciliatum, 2957 nucleotides. RefSeq lists its product as uncharacterized. The record is from RefSeq and is a predicted model, not a curated record. The coding region runs from base 288 to 2021 and encodes 577 amino acids. Gene Ontology annotation, molecular function: CoA-ligase activity. The transcript is spliced from 7 exons. Lineage: Eukaryota; Metazoa; Porifera; Calcarea; Leucosolenida; Sycettidae.
UUUUUAGUUCGAGCUACAAGAACAGGUCAGCUCAGUACUCGUAUCGGAUAGCAUUGAAGUCCUUUCAGUUGAUCACCAUGAUCACUGGCAUGGUGCCAGUGGUGGCUGUUGGUAGGCUGUAGUCUUUCCCUUGGUCCAUCACAGGACUUGCUCGCGGAGCUGCUUCAACUAGACAAUGAUCUGGAGGCUGAUCUUCUGUGCGAAAGCAGCCUGACGGAAACAAGUCAGCGACGUAAUGCUAACACAUGUAGAAACACCGAGAAAGAAUACCUACUUGUACUAGAGCCAUGUUUUCAAGUGCUGCCACUUCGGUGGUCAGAAGACAAUGUCAUCGCUGGCGGGUCCUGCAAAGACUGGCAUGUGGAGCAGCGACACCAGUCAGACGUGGCAGCUCUCACAUUCAGCCCGACAACAUUGUGAAGUCGCCGUUCCCGGACAUCGCCGCUCCCGACGCCAACGUUUCGCUGCCGGACUUCUUGUUCUCGGGACAGCGGCGUAACUACACUGCCAUCGAGGAUGCCGUGACGCGUCGCUCGUUCACCCUAGACCAGCUGGAAAACCACUGUGCCACGUUUGGCGCAGGUCUGGUGCAGCAUCUCGGCAUGGAACGCGGCGACAUUGUUGCAGUGAUGUGCCCAAACCGGCCCGAGUACGCCGUGGCGUUCCUGGGCACCAUGAUGGCCGGUGGCAUCGUAACCACUGCCAAUACGAUCUACACGUCGCACGAGCUGAACAAGCAGCUGACGACCGCCGGUGCCAAGUACGUGUUUACCACGGCCGAGCUCUUGUCUAGCGUCGUGGAAGCGGCCAUUGCCAACACCGACAUAAAGGGAGUCGUGGUGAUGGAUACGGACAGCAGCCGGCCGUCAUCGCUGAGCUCUAGUGUCAGGGUUGUUCCGCUGUCUCUGCUGUUGCAAACCAGUGCUGGCCUCCUGCCUAGAUUCACGGUGGACGCUGCUAAGGACACUGCCGUCAUACCGUUCAGCAGUGGCACGACCGGCUUGCCCAAGGGGGUCAUGCUCUCGCAUCGCAAUCUCAUAGUCAAUGUCCUGCAAAUGGCCGACGAGCCGGAGCUCAUGUAUUUCCGGCAGUCAGAAGACGAGUGCGUGCUGUGCGUCAUGCCGUUCUAUCACAUCUACGGAAUGGUCGUCCUGCUUGCCAAUGGCAUAUACCAGAGAUGUCGUUUGCUGACAGUGCCUAAGUUUGACCCCAACAUCAUGCCCGGUAUCAUCGGUCAGGAGAAGGUGACGCAGCUGUUCGUCGCGCCGCCGUUGAUCCUGUUCUUGCUGAACGAUCCACGUGGCCAGGCGGCUGACCUGUCCAGCGUGCACUAUGCGUUCAGUGCUGCUGCACCACUGGGCCGAGGUGUGCAAGAAGAGCUGAGCAAUCGCCUGCAAGGAAAACCAGUCUUACAGGGCUAUGGGCUGACAGAGCUCAGUCCCAUUUGCCAUGCCUCGCCGAGAAGCAGCUACAAGCUGGGCUCCAUCGGUCUUCCGGUACCCAGCACAGAGGUGAAGAUCUGCAGCCUUGAUGGCGAGAAGCGAUCGCUGUCAGCACAUGAGAAUGGAGAGGUGUGUGUCCGCGGCCCUCAGGUGUUCCAAGGGUAUCUGAAUCGUCCCGAGGCCACCGCCGAGAUGCUGGACUCGGAUGGCUGGCUGCAUACGGGCGAUAUCGGACACUACGACGAAGACGGCCACUUCUUCAUUGUCGACCGGCUCAAGGAGCUCAUCAAGGUGAAAGGGUACCAGGUGGCUCCCGCUGAGCUCGAGGCUGAGCUUCUCCAUCACCCGGACAUCGCAGAUGCUGCUGCAAUAGGCGUGCCUCAUGAGAGGUUUGGCGAAGCGCCACGCGCCUUCGUUGUCAGGCGGCCAGGCUCAGACAUCACCGAGGAGACCGUAGCGGAGUUCAUCUCAUCACGGUUGGCAUCCUACAAGCAUCUGGUCGGUGGCGUUGAGUUCAUGGAUCAGCUGCCGAAAUCGCCAGCUGGAAAGCUACUACGCCACGUGCUCAGGAAAAGAUGAAUGGAUCGUUACGUUUCAUGGAUUUGCCGCGGCUCUAGCCUGGCAUUGUCUCUCACUGUCGGCACCAAUGUCAUCCCUCAUCCUACCUAGCGUGGCCACUGCUCAGUGUCAGCAGGGUGCUGGUAUUUAGCCACCAAUGGGAACGCUGUAUGCGCAAGCCAUGGGUACUGUCCAUUUGCAGAACAGCCCAUGGUACCUGCAGCGCCGACCUCUCCUGGCAAGACAAUUUAGUACAUUAUUUUUUUCUUCGUUUUGAGCUUAUUUACCCAACCAACUAGUUUGUCUUGGUAUGGCUUUACCAACUGCUGAAUAGGGUGUGCGAGUAGCGCUAGUGUUGACCCUGAGUGAACUAUUUCCGCAUCACUCAAUAGUAAUUACUCAUUAGUGUUGUCCGAGCUGAGCAUUGGUGCUGUAUUUGAGUUAUUUAUGAGCACCGGCAUUCCGGCCAGCUUUUUUUCUUCUUUUUUCAUCCCUGUGGCUGUGACCGAGUUUCUUUUUAGUCCUGUCUUGUGGUGGUAGUGGCCCAGCGUAUGGGCAACAGCAGUUGUGCAUGGUGUCAAACAGCUGCACACCAACACGCUCUGCGUAAAUGAGUCUACUCUCUUUCUUUUUACUUUUUUAAUUUAUUUAUCCGUCGCCCCCAACAUUUCACAUUUUUAGUCUUUAGGUAGGUUUUAGAUACUUUACAGGUGUAUUAUAAUUAUUGGCUGUGCACUUCGCAUUGCAUGUACAUCUACACAACCUCUGGACAUGUCGACAUGCGACAGCUGGCUGUUUGACAAUGAUUGAAAUUGUACCCCUUCUGUGCAGAAUUUAAUUUUUUUUAUAAGCGACCUUGUCUCUGAGAAGUGAGAUCGAGCUUCAACACGUCAAACUCCCUCGCGUGACCUGUGAAGCUGUCUAAUAAUAAUAAUAAUAAUCUUUAUUUCAGGAUUA